AUGAGCCCCUCGGUAAUCACCACAGAGCCAGACACGGCUGCAUUAAACAAGAAAGAUGCAAAGGCGUGCCCCCUUGACGCCGCGCUCGACUUGGAGAAGGAGGCUGCAUCUCUUCUAGACCCCUUCUAUAAAAUUAUCGAGCAGCCUAUCGGAACCCGGCGCCCCAUACGAGUUGCCUGCAUGGGAGCCGGUUACUCGGGUCUCAUGAUGAGUAUUGUCUUCAGUGAGCGGAUGAAGAAUUCGAAUGCGGAGCUAGUCGUCUACGAAAGGAAUGAGGAUCUGGGUGGAACGUGGUUGGAAAAUAGAUACCCCGGAUGCAAAUGCGAUAUCCCCGCGCACAACUACGCUUAUAGCUUUGCGCCCAACCCUGAUUGGCCGAAUUACUAUGCCACCUCCCAGCAGAUCCAUUCAUAUAUGCAUGGCGUGGCUGAUAAAUACGACUGCAACAAGUUCAUUAAAUACCGUCACUCCAUCAAGGCGGCUGUUUGGAAUGAAGACAAAGCCAAGUGGGAGAUCCAAGUCGAGAACGGCGACGGGGUCGUCUUCCAGGACGAUGUCGAUGUCUUUAUCAAUGCUGGCGGUGUGCUGAACAAAUGGGAGUGGCCGAAUAUCGAAGGCAUCCACAAUUUCAAGGGCAAGCUCAUCCACUCUGCUCGGUGGGAUCAAGAGUAUGAUUUCACUGGAAAGAAGGUGGCAAGCAUUGGUAUCGGGUCUUCAGGCAUUCAGAUCGUGCCUCAACUGGCCAAGCUUGUGGAUUCUAUGGACGUCUACGUCAGGACACAGACUUGGAUCUCCCCAGCGCCUGGUAUCAACGAGCCAACCGCCAACGAUCCUGACAUGGAUGCUGAUUAUAACUUUACACCCGAGAGCAUGGCCGUAUUCAAGGACCCCGAGGUGCUUCGGCAAUACCGAGCUGCUAUUAUGGACCGUCGAAUCGAGAACUUCCAGCGUGCUCUUGCAGAUAGUGACGUUCAAAAGCGCGCUCAGGAGCUUUUCCGCAAGAGCAUGACUGAGAGACUUGGCGACAGUGAGAAGGGCCGGAAGGCCGCGCAAUAUUUACUACCAGACUUCCCCGUCGGAUGCCGGAGACAGACCCCCGGGCCAGGAUUCCUCGAGGCCUUGACACAAGACAAUGUUGAUAUGUGGUGGGAUGACGUCGCUCGUAUCACUGAGAAAGGAAUUCUAACACGGUCCGGAGAAGAGAAGGAGUAUGAUGUUAUCGUGUGCGCAACAGGCUUUGACACCUCAUUCAAGCCGUCAUUUCCCUUAAUCGGACGAAACAAAGUGAACUUGGCGUCAAAGUGGGAGGUUGAACAACCUAAGGCUUACUUCGGAUUCAUGGUACCGGACAUGCCAAAUUACUUCUGCUUCAUCGGACCCAACAGCCCAAUCAGCAACGGCUCACUGGUUUUGGGUAUCCAAGCGACUGCUUUAUAUGUCUACAAGUGGCUGGAGAAGUUGCAAACUGAAAUGAUCGGUAGCUUUGAAGUACGAAACGAUGUGAACGAAGAAUACAAUCAACACAUGCAGCAGUACUUGCAGCGCACUGUCUGGACUCGUGGUUGCCGCAGUUGGUACAAGCGUGGCACCGUUGACGGACCUGUCGUGGCAAUUUAUGGUGGAACAUCAUUCCAUUUCAUGGAAGCUAUCAAGAACCCACGGUGGGAAGACUUCAAUAUUCAAAGGACUGCGGAGGCUAGUUUGAAUAGAUUUGCUUACCUGGGCAAUGGAUUCUCACAAAGGGAGACCAAGGGCCAGAGUAUGGGCGCCACACAGACGCUGGACUUUGACGAGUACUGGCGUUUGUUUGUGCUGCCAGAUAUUCAUGAUUAG
Molecule: messenger RNA, 1833 nt
Organism: Penicillium longicatenatum
Lineage: Eukaryota; Fungi; Ascomycota; Eurotiomycetes; Eurotiales; Aspergillaceae
Product: flavin-containing monooxygenase
Exons: 3
Coding region: 1-1833 (610 amino acids)
Molecular function (GO): N,N-dimethylaniline monooxygenase activity; NADP binding; flavin adenine dinucleotide binding
Source: RefSeq, a predicted model, not a curated record